CGGGAAGGGGGCGGGGCUCGGCGCCCCUCCCCGCUCCAAUGGCGGCGGCCGCGGCGCAGGCGCGGUAGGAGCGCGGGGCGCUGGCGGGGUGGCUGCGGGAGAAGCGCCAGAAUGAAAGAUAUGGACAAUAUCAAAACUGUGAAGGAAGAAUGGAUGUGUAAGUCAAGAACCGAUGAUCAGAUUUUGAAUGGUACAGAACAAAACCGAGACUAUUUUGUAGAUAACCUUUUUGAAGAAGCUCAAAAGAUUGGUGCAAUAUGUAUGUCCCCAACUACAGUCAAGAACCAGGUUGAUGUAAUCAUUAAACUUUGGAAAAACGGGUUUACAGUAAACGACGGUGAACUUAGGAGCUAUGCUGAUGUUGCAAGCCAACAGUUCUUGGACUCCAUUAAGAAAGGGGAACUGCCUUUCGAGCUACGAAAAGUUUUUGAAAAGGAGGAGGUUGAUGUGAAGGUGGAAGACAAAAAAGAUGAGGUGUAUUUGUCAUCAAAAAAGCGAGUGUUUCAUCCCUUCUCUGGACAUGGUUACAGAUUAGGAAGUGCUACUCCAAGGAUAAUCUCUAAAGUAAGAGAGGAUCAUCAAGCAGCUGGUGACAAAAGACCCCUUCCUGUAGUACCCUUAAAUGAUUUGGAGCCCAUCACCAACAUCCAGAUCUGGUUAGCUGAUGGGGAGAGGAUAAUUCAGAAAUUCAAUGUUUCACACAGAAUAAGCCAUGUCAGAGACUUCAUAACAAAGUAUCAAGGAUCAGAGCGAAGGGUUCCCUUCACACUGACUACUUCACUGCCAUUUCGAGAGCUCCAAGAUGAGACACUCACACUACAGGAAGCCAAGUUGCAAAAUGCUGUAGUUGUUCAGAGACUUCGGAAAACAACUGAACCUUUCAGGCUCCCAAAAACACCUGAAAAUGACUGUAAAACUGCUGCUAUGUCUAAUGGACAGCUCAAGAAUGAGCAUAAAAACACUAUCAAAAGCACGAGAUCAAAUUAGCUUAUAACUGGCCAAAAACUUUGCACAGGCAGAACUAGACAAAACCAAAAGCGUAGUCAGCAAUAUCUGGAUGCACUAUCAUCCUUCUUUAGUGUGCUCUUAGAGAGCAGAAUGCCUGUUGUGCUAUAAUCUGCUGUAACAGAAGUAUUGUCAACUAAGUUUGGUCAAAGCCUGGCUAUAUAAUAUAGCAGAGGUAACUACAACAGGGAUUAUCUUUAGAAUUUCUCUAGGUAGAAAGCUUUGCUCGCCUGUUCUUUAAUGAGUAUGCUUAGGUGGAACGGUACUCUGAGACUUAAUUAGUACUGAUAGCACCUUUUAAGGAAAAACAUUAUUUAUUUUUGCACUUUGAACUAAAGAGAAACUGAACUGAGUGAUUUUGUGUAAAUUGCUCCAGUUCUUUCUAGUAACAUUUAGGCAACAGAUGCUGCAGGGAAGCUCACCUUUGAACUCCUAUGGAAUUUGAAAGUCUUUCAAUAUAGGUACCUUUAGUAUUUUAUCACAAGAUCUGCAGUGUGAAUGUUCUAUCAAGUCUUCACAUGGUGGGUGCAGGUGUAAGCAGAUAGUAAUGAGGUAGUCUGGUGCAUAUUGCAUAUGAAGUGCCUCAAAGUAAGCUCUGAAGGAAUCAUCAUGGAAUCACAGAACUGUUAUUAUUAAUGGUUGAAGUGGUUUCUGCCUCUAAUGUUCUCCUACGGGUUUUGAUUUAUUACAGAUAAUGUGAUGGUAAACUACCUAGCUCACUAGGAUAGAUAUCCUCUUUUAGCCUUGUCACAGAGAAACUUCAAUUUUUUCUGGAGUUUACCAUGCAGCUUUAGUGGCUUAGAAGGACACAAUUGUCUUUGUACUACAUAUCUGCCUCUCCUGAGUUGGCCUUCUGAUUGAGGCAUUAACUGCACGUGGCCAAGUUCAAAGAUGUUUAAAACCCUUAUUUGAAAACUGAGGUUUCUUCUCCUAUCCCUCCAUCCCCUUUCCAUCCAAAAUUUAUAUUUUGUCCUUUCUGUAUUUUUGACAUAAGAUUUAUACCCAACAAUUUUAUGUUUUUCUAAAGGAGAAAUUAACAUAAGGACUACAUCUUUUGUACUGUGUGUGUUAAGUAGCACAUGGGUUUGUGAGUGGAACUAGAGUCUCUAGGUAAAGACUUAUCCAGGGGCCUUCAAUAAGUGCUGAUUGGUUUGUGCUGCCUACACAAAUGGAUGAUCAUCACAUUUGUAAUUCUUUUGCAUGGUUAAAUGAAAGAUAAGUUUGGAUUUUACCACUUUUGUUUUAAAUAGAAAAUUAUUUAAUUGGCGUGA
Messenger RNA from Oxyura jamaicensis (ruddy duck), 2276 nucleotides. It is a transcript of the gene UBXN2A, whose product is annotated as UBX domain protein 2A. Gene Ontology annotation, molecular function: ubiquitin binding. Bases 112 to 987 code for a protein of 291 amino acids. Gene Ontology annotation, biological process: Golgi organization; nuclear membrane reassembly; proteasome-mediated ubiquitin-dependent protein catabolic process. The transcript is spliced from 7 exons. Gene Ontology annotation, cellular component: nucleus; cytosol. The record is from RefSeq and is a predicted model, not a curated record. Lineage: Eukaryota; Metazoa; Chordata; Aves; Anseriformes; Anatidae.